GGUACAGUAGACGACGAGUCAGAGCGUUAAACUUUUCUGUCCGUUCCGCUCGACACAGACAGAGACACACAGCCAGGCUGUUUACUACAGCAUUCUGCUGCUUAACACACAGCAAUUCCAAAGAUCCAACAUGCAAAUGACACAAAGACACUAGUUCAGAGAGAUAAGAUGGAGGACGUGGCCUCAGCCCCGGUUCUCGCAGGCCCGUCCCAGCCCACGUUUUCCCGCCCGCCGGCCUCCGAGCGUCGGACACGCAAGUCCGGCACGGCCAACAUCUUUCAGGGGGUGAACCUGCGGCAGCUCAAACGGCUCUUCCAGGCGGCGGGCGACCCGGAUGCUGAGCAGAGAGCCCGCAUGGUGUGGGGGAACCGGAGAGCAGCGUCCGGCGAGGACGGGGCAGAGGGGGAGGAAGAGGACGAGGAUAGAGGGAUGGCAGAGGUGGAGACGGGUUUGGCGCAGGCGCUGGUGGGACUCAGAGUCCGAGCGCGGAACAGAAGCGGCCUCAGGGUGGAGUCUCAUAAAGACACGACGGGAACGAGAUGGGUCAGAGCAUUUGGACACCUCAGGAUCAACGAGUGCUCACUGGGACAGGCGUCUGAAGUCAUAACUGGAGAAGAUAAUGACGACAAUGAUGAUGCUAAUGAUGAUUCAUCUGCUUUGGGAGCCUGUGGAGGGCAGAGCCCUUCUGAGGCUGGAUCAUGUGACCAAGGUGACUUCCCAUCCCCGGAGGAGGAGACUCAGGGGCCCUCAGGCGGCCCCCGAUGGAGCUGGAACGCCGUUCAGGAGAAGGACCCUGAACGCUACCUGCAUCGGAUCCGACACUGACGCCGGCAGCGGGAAGUGGAGCAGUGUGGGAUUACCGCCGCCUGAACGCAUUCAAUCAGAUUACAGCCUGAGAGACUCGCCGUCACCGCAGAUUUACUUGAAGCAAUCAAACGCUAGUCUUAAUCAAGCAAUGAUCAACACUACAGCACCUGCAACAGUCCGGACAUUAACAAUAAUCCAGCAGGAUCUGAGUCCUGCUGUACCUUAACGAACUGUUUACGGGUUUGUGCCAUUCUCACAAAAUCAGUCAAACACUAUUAGAGGGUUAGUUUACUCAAAAAUGAUCAUUUAUACUCGUGCUCAUGUUGUUUCAAACCCCAGACGACAGAACACAAAAGAUACUCAUGCUGCUCUUUUCUACAAAAUGUGAACAGUGUUGAGUUCCAAAAAAAUGACAAAAUCACCACAAAACUGUCACUACAUUCAAAGUCAUAUGCAUAUGUAAUAUACUACAUGAGUCAUAUAGACUAUUUUUAACUGCGUUUUUGGUCAUUUUUGUAGGGAUGCACCGAUAUGAAAAUUUGGGCCGAUACCGAUAAUUCUUUAUAUUUGAAAGCACAUAACCGAUAUAUUGGCCGAUAAAUCCAAUUUUUUAUAUAAUUUCUGGGAGCCUCACGUUAAAAGCCAUGUCCCAAGCACACGUAUAAUGUUAUAUGUAAGCUGUUAAAAUGUUCUCUUUAUAAUUUUAUGUAGCCUAAAUGACAGCACAUCUUGCACUUAAGGGAGACACUACAGGCAAAAACACUGUUUUUUCAUACACCCGUCAAUUUUGAGAUUUUGGGGUUUUUGGCUUUUCAUAAAGUGUUUUUUCGGACUGGUGGAAAGAAAACAUCCAAAAUACACUUAAGUGUAUAUUUUAUAGCACUUUAUCUAUUUCAAUUACGGUAAAUAUCUUUAAAGGCCGUUUUCUCAAAAUUAGUUUUUUUUCUCCUGCUCUGAAUCAGAAAUGCUUGAGCAGAACUUACAUACACCAAACUUUACAGUUUUAUUCCUAUCCAUAUUCUGAAGGUUUUUACAGAGGUGUCUGGUUAUCGGCCAAUAAUCGGUAUCAGCCGAUAAAAGCAGAUUUUCACACUGUCAGCUAUCAGUCGAUAGUUUAAAAACAGCCGAUAGUCAGGGCCAAUAUAUCUUGUCAAUCAAAAGAGGGCAGGGAAAUGCACUGAAUUUGUGCUUUGUGUAAAGAAAAUGCUAAGAAACCAGUUUGAUGUUCAAUAUUAAUAGUAAUUAUAUUAAUCAAUAACAUUCAGAAAGUUAAGAAAUAUUAAUAAUAAGAAAGUUAAGAAAUAUUAAUAUUAAUUUGAAUAAUGUGUUUGUUUAUAACUGAUACCAGUUCCUCUGAAACAAGUUGAUGAAAUGGAGAGAAUAAAGUUUUUAUUUGCAUUGCUUUCAAAAUAUAAUGAUUAAUUAUAAUGAAGCUAUCAUUAACUUAAAAGAAGGUAUAAAAGGCAGAAUCCCCAAACUAUCCGUAUCAUUAUCGGGAGAUAUCACUCAGCUGAAUAAUCGGCCGUUGGUAAAAUUUAGUAUCAGUGCAUCUCUAGUAAAAACCUUUUACUCUAAUGUCAAAAUAAUGAAACAAGAAUUUUAAACCUGAUUUCAUCCAAUAUUCAGUUGAAAUGUAUGCAAAUUAGUGCAUAUUUAAUUUGCAUAUUUAAACAUAACAUUUCAGAAAACUUGUGAUACAAAAAAUGUUUGCAAUUCUUAAUGUAAUCAAUCAACUGGGGAAGUAUGGUGAUAUCUAUUAAUUUUUUUAUCCUGUUCACCUGGGGUCUCUUGCCUUUUUUCUUUUUUGAAGUGAUUCCAAUCAGAUUUCAAACCAUUCAAAACCAUCAUGGUGAACAGCGCACAUCUGAAGUGUCUCAGCUGAAGGAAAUAAUCCAUUAUUUAUCGGCUUUAAUAUAUCGGCCAAAUAAUGAUAACAUUAAAAAUGAACAUAUCGGCCGAUACCGAUAUGGUGGCCGAUAUAUUGUGCAUCCCUAAUUUUUUGCGUCCGUGCUCAUUCACUGUCAUUGUGCUCAUUGUGAUUAUACUGAAAAGAGAAACCGUACUGGUUUGGAACAACAUGGGCGAGUAAAUGGCAAAAGCUGAAUUUUUGGUGAACUAUCUCUUUAAAUGCAGUGAUUUAAGUCUCAUUGAAGCUUCCAGAGCCCCUGUCAGAUAUUAUUUUCCACAUAUGAAUGUAUGGGGCUGAAAAGUGUUGGGUUUCUAUUAUUUAAUGAUAUGUGCUAGUAUUUUUUCUUUCAAAACACUAGUUUCUCAGUAGUUUCUCCUUUUUCAGGGAGUGUUCUGCCUUCCGGUGGCGUUUAAUGUUCAAUAUCUAAAAAAAUAUAAAAGAAUGUAUUUGCAUUUUGCUGCAACAGCGCAGUUCUCUUCAAAUCAUUAGUGUUGUUUUAGAUGUGUUAGCCUGUGGUAAUAUGUAAAUGAUGCAUUAGUACAGUAUUAUCACCUGUAGAGCUAUGCUGGACACUAAUCAAUAGUGCUGAUUAUUUAAUGUCUUCUUCUGUCACUUCGACAGACAUUUACAAGCAAUACGGAUGAAAACAUGUAGCCGAAAUCGAUUUCUCUGAACACUACUACAUGCACAAGAUCAAGAGUUAUUUUUCUCAUUGUCACUAAGCUGGAACUUCCAAUUAAAUAGUUUUUGAAAUAAAACUCAA
Molecule: messenger RNA, 3479 nt
Organism: Ctenopharyngodon idella (grass carp)
Lineage: Eukaryota; Metazoa; Chordata; Actinopteri; Cypriniformes; Xenocyprididae
Gene: avpi1
Product: arginine vasopressin induced 1
Exons: 3
Coding region: 169-825 (218 amino acids)
Source: RefSeq, a predicted model, not a curated record